Molecule: messenger RNA, 628 nt
Organism: Entrophospora candida
Lineage: Eukaryota; Fungi; Glomeromycota; Glomeromycetes; Entrophosporales; Entrophosporaceae
Source: the annotation of a GenBank genome assembly
AAAUGUCAGAAGAAAUUGUUAAACAAAUGGUUAAAUUUAUACAUUCAUUACUGGUAUCUAUACCCCAGUAUGUCUUGGGUUCCUUAUCUGCUAUAGCGAUCUUAGGGGCCACACCAAACGAUGCGAUCAUUAUGAGCACAUAUUGGCUCAAACUUGAUUACUUUGUUGAAGAUAAUAAUAAUAGAGCGAUAUCUGAUGAUGGUGUUACAAUACUCAACUACAGGCUUUUUGGAUGGCAUACUAAACAAAUGGAGCUCACCCAGGAUCAGAAAGAACGUAUGAAAGGAUGUGUGGCUGGGGCAUCAAUAUUAGAUCGUCUCAGUUACAUAGUAUCCAUUUAUUACAUAGUAGUGGGGAUACUUGCAGGUAUAGUCAGGGCAAUCGGACCAUGUAUCAAAGAGGAAUGGCCAUAUAUACCACUAGCAUUGGCUUGGACUUUGCCAGCAAUUUGUAAGAGAGUGAUGGGAGGAAUAGUGGUGGUCCACAAUCCCAAUGAAAGGAUUGUUGGGCAAAUAAGAAUAAGUAAUUCACCAAGAGAUAGAAGACUUCACAUUAUUGAGACUGGUUUAUUCUCAAUUAUAACUCCAUGGCUAGCAGUAAUUCUGGCCUAUUUCACAAACCCAAUCGG